Messenger RNA from Branchiostoma floridae (Florida lancelet), 2293 nucleotides. Its product is annotated as beta-hexosaminidase subunit beta-like. The coding region runs from base 89 to 1888 and encodes 599 amino acids. Gene Ontology annotation, cellular component: membrane. The transcript has 13 exons. Gene Ontology annotation, biological process: glycosaminoglycan metabolic process; ganglioside catabolic process; carbohydrate metabolic process. The record is from RefSeq and is a predicted model, not a curated record. Gene Ontology annotation, molecular function: beta-N-acetylhexosaminidase activity. NCBI's taxonomy places the organism in Eukaryota, Metazoa, Chordata, Leptocardii, Amphioxiformes, Branchiostomatidae.
GACUCCAAUCGAUGUAAUCACAUUUUACUAGGGCGCCAAAUCUCAGUGGCCUCAGUGGGUGGACAGAGAUAUCUCUGCUAUUAAAGAGAUGAAGCCGUGUUUGGCAUUUUUAGUCGCGCUUAGUCUUCAGGCAGCUGUGGCAGAAUGGUCGUACCAGACGUCCUGGUAUGAAAAGGCACGUCAGGACAAAGUUGCCCGCGGAACUGUUUGGCCCCAGCCGAGGUCCAUAGAUACCACGUCCGUAAGAUACUACCUCGACCCUCGUAGCUUCAAGCUUGAGGCGGACUCUAGCUCUGCCGCAGUGAGUGAUCCCGAGUGCAAGGAAGUUGUGGAUCAUGCACUGAGUAGGUAUGGUGGGUUGCUGUUCUGGAUCCCUGAGGAAGACAGGGCCGGGGUGGACGGAGACGAGAUCCUGGACAAGCUGGUGCUGACCAUCACACGCGGCUGCACCAGAUAUCCUAGUCUGGAGUCGGACGAGUCGUACUCGAUUUUGGUAAAUUCUGACGGAGCAACGCUUCGGGCUCAAACCGCAUGGGGCGCUCUCAGGGGGCUGGAAACUUUCAGCCAACUGAUAUACGGAGAGAACGGCAAGCAUGUGAUCAACGGGACGAGUAUCAGUGAUUCUCCCAGGUUUCCACACAGAGGCAUCAUGAUAGACACCGCCAGGCACUACCUCCCUCUGCCGUUCAUUCUGAACCACUUGGACGCCAUGGCUUACAACAAGAUGAAUGUGCUCCACUGGCACAUAGUGGACGAUCAGGCCUUUCCCUUCCAAAGUGCCACUUUUCCAGAUCUCAGCGGAAAGGGUGCAUACACUAGGAAGCACGUUUAUACACCAGAUGACGUCAGCCAAGUCCUUGAGUUUGCGCGCCUGCGCGGAAUCAGGGUCAUCCCAGAAUUUGAUACCCCUGGUCACAUGAUGUCUUGGGGUCAAGGUCAUCCGGAAAUUCUGACCAGGUGCUACCCUACGAGUUUCCAACCAGACAUCUAUCAUCUUGGCCCAGCCAACCCAGCCCGGGAAACUACCUACACCUUCAUGAGGAAGCUGUUCGAGGAGAUCCGACAGCUUUUCGCGGACGAAUAUUUCCAUGUGGGCGGUGAUGAGGUCCGCUUCCAAUGCUGGAACAGUAAUGAAGAAGUACACCAAUUCAUGGUACAGCAGGGGUUUCCCAAUAGUACGCAAGGGUUUGCUGAUCUCCAAGGGUACUACAUACGUAGGAUACUUGAAAUCCUUCAUCAGGUUCCUGAGACGACCAGAGGGAUUGUCUGGCAGGAGAUCUUUGACAACUUCGAGAUCACUGGAGACCUCACGGGUUUGAAUCUGGACACGAUCAUCCAUGUGUGGGAGUGGAACGACACAAGGUACCAAGGGGAACCAUUCCGUGAGGAGAUGGCCAAGGUUACAGCAGCCGGGUACAGAACGAUCCUGUCAUCCUGCUAUUACCUCAACUACAUCAGCUACGGGCGGGACUGGCCGCAGUACUAUGAAUGUGACCCACACGACUUUCAAGGGACGGAGGCACAGAAGCAACUGGUCAUUGGUGGAGAAGCUUGCCUAUGGGCUGAAUGGGUAGAUUCUACAAAUUUUAUUCCUCGGAUGUGGCCCCGUGCUAGUGCUGUAGCAGAGCGGCUGUGGAGCCCACAGGACGUGGCAGACAGUGAAGCAGCGUCACCUAGGAUGGAGGAGCAGAGGUGCAGGAUGGUCAGGCGAGGCAUCCCUGCCCAACCCCAGGGCCCCAGCUACUGUGAGUACGAGUGGAACAUCCUCAGCCAGCUUCCCAACUACCGUCCGGUCAUCACCUCAUCCGGGCUGCGUGUGACGGAAGGACUGUUUCACAUCAUGUUCCUCGACGUCUUGGUCCUGGCAGUGGUCAAGUGUUUGGCCUAGACAUGUUUUGAGCGUAGCCAUCAUUUCGUUAUUACGAACUGGAUUGGUAUAAUAAAGUGCAUAGCCAAUUAGAUACUUUGCCUCCCAAUUUUUGGGCUGAUGGAAUCAAACGAAAUCCCAAUCUCUGUGUGCAGUAGUAUGGUGCUUGUAAUGCAAAGUACUUGUUGUCGCGUGCUCAUGAUUUCAGAAAUCUCCACGAUCUCUCUCAGUCAGUAGAAUGCUAACCUUGCUGUUGAUUUUCAGUCCAUAAUGGUUUGUUCAUGAAUAUCAACCCAAUUCAAUAGCUGACUAGAAUUUAAGUUGAACUUUCAACGGAGGCAAAUCAUAUAUGUGAGCCAAAAGUCAAGACGACAGGCCUGACGUGUGCACAGACACGAUUUUGAAAUAAAGGUCACUAGGGGUUGC